CAGUUUGGGACUUGAAUGAGUUGGUAGGAAUGAAUAGGUUUGGGAUCUAGGGGCAGGUUAUUCCCAGAUUUGGACCAAGGGACCUACACAGCGUGUGGAGAUCAUUUACUCAGGCUGGGGUUUCUAAGGCAGGAGAGGACCGAAGGCUCCAGCACAAGCUGGUUCAAGGGCCUGAACUCCUGGUGUCUUUGCAGAGCCCAGCAUGAUCACUCUCCUCCCAGUGCUACUGGGCAUCAGCCUGGGCUGCACAGGAGCAGAAGGUGGCUUUGUGGCCCAUGUGGAGAGCACCUGUCUGUUGGAUGAUGAUGGGACUCCCAAGGACUUUGCGUAUUGUAUCUCCUUCAACAAGGACCUGCUGGCCUGCUGGAAUCCGGAGGAGGGGAUAAUAUCCCCUUGUGAAUUUGGAACACUGAAUGAUUUGGCCAAAAACAUAGCAAAUUUCCUCAAUCAAGAUAAAGAGCUGCUCGAGCGCUUGAGCAACGGGCUCCAAGACUGUGCCACACAUACCCAGCCCUUCUGGAAGUCACUGACCCACAGAACACGUCCACCAUCUGUGCAAGUCGCUCAAACCACUCCUUUUAACACGAGGGAGCCUGUGAUGCUGGCCUGCUAUGUGUGGGGUUUCUAUCCAGCUGAAAUAACAAUCACAUGGAUGAAGAAUGGAAAGCCUAUUGCCCCUCACCAAAAUAUCCAGAAGAUUGCCCAGCCCAAUGGAGACUGGACAUACCAGACCGUCUCCCACUUAGCUUUAACCCCCUCUUAUGGGGACACAUACACCUGUGCAGUGGAGCAUGUUGGAAUUCCCAAGCCCAUCUUUAAGGACUGGUCCUUGGGACUGUCCCCCAUACAGACAAUAAAGGUUUCUGUGUCUGCAGUGACCCUGGGCGUGGGCAUAAUCAUCUUCUCCCUUGGUCUCAUCAGCUGGCAGAAGGCUGGCUCCAAGAGCUACAUUCCUCUCCCUGGAUCUAAUUAUCCAGAAGGACAACACAUUUCCUAGGGGCAGAAGCCUACAACCUCCACUCCAAGUAAGAUGGAGAUCUCAGCUAUUAAUGUUGCUACCAUGUCCCCCAGGGUCUAAAAUAUUCCAAUGUUCUUGGAUCCUAAGAUUUCUUCACUCAAUUCUUGGACUUUUCCAGUUCUCCAUAUGUACACCAUAGCAGCUCUAAAAGGGCUCAUAUUGGGAAUAUUCUGUGAUCAAAUUUACUGUGUAAGUUUGUCUUUCUUGGGUGACUAUAACUGGAGGGAGUCUAAGGCUCUCCCGAAGGCCCCACCACACCACAGAGCACAGUGCAUGGCUUGUGCUCAUCCCUGUAAAAUAAAGUGGUGAAAAUGCUG
Molecule: messenger RNA, 1335 nt
Organism: Dipodomys spectabilis (banner-tailed kangaroo rat)
Lineage: Eukaryota; Metazoa; Chordata; Mammalia; Rodentia; Heteromyidae
Product: HLA class II histocompatibility antigen, DM beta chain
Exons: 6
Coding region: 203-997 (264 amino acids)
Biological process (GO): peptide antigen assembly with MHC class II protein complex; immune response; immunoglobulin production involved in immunoglobulin-mediated immune response
Cellular component (GO): late endosome membrane; MHC class II protein complex; lysosomal membrane
Molecular function (GO): MHC class II protein complex binding
Source: RefSeq, a predicted model, not a curated record